This is a messenger RNA of Marmota monax (woodchuck), 2629 nucleotides long. RefSeq names its product olfactomedin like 1 (gene Olfml1). Lineage: Eukaryota; Metazoa; Chordata; Mammalia; Rodentia; Sciuridae. The transcript is spliced from 3 exons. Gene Ontology annotation, biological process: signal transduction. Bases 449 to 1654 code for a protein of 401 amino acids. The record is from RefSeq and is a predicted model, not a curated record.
GCCUCUGAUUGGACCGCAGAGUCUAUUAGGGAGGAGGAAAGCAAAAGUAAAAAGGAAACAGCUGGGGGAGGGGAGGAGGGGAAAGGCCUCCCCACCCGCUCCUACACUGAAAGCUGAAAGCUGUGUGCAGCCAUUAGCCUGGGGAGGGUCUGUGCAUGUCAAGGGUGAGGGCAGCAGAGGCUGAACCCAGGAAGCUCUCUGCACCAAGUGAGCCUGCAAGGACUCCAGGGACUGACUUUGCCAACAGCUGGACUUGAUCACCAGCUCACAAACUGAGAUCAUGCAUUGGGUGGAAUAACAAGCCGACUUUGCUCUCUGGCUGUGCAAGACAUUGUUUUUCAAGGAUUUCCCAAAGCAGACAAUAGAUAACAGAAGACCACCACCUGGACCCUUGAGUCUUCUCUAAGAACCACUUUAAGAUUCCACUCCUGGCAGAGUUUGCAGGAUCAUGGUGGCCCUUUGGGGAGCUUCUGCUCUGCUGGUUCUGUUCCUUGCAGCCUUUCUGCCCCCACCACAGUAUGCCCAGGAUCCAGCCAUGGUGCAUUAUAUCUACCAGCGCUUUCAAGUCUUAGAGCAAGGGCUGGAAAAAUGUACCCAAGCAACAAGGGCAUAUAUUCAAGACUUCCGAGAAUUCUCAAAAAACAUAUCGGUUAUGCUGGGAAGAUGUCAGACCUACACCAGUGAGUAUAAGAGUGCAGUAAAUAACUUGGCCCUGAGAGUGGAACGUGCCCAGCGGGAGAUUGACUACCUGGAAUAUCUUCGAGAAUCUGACAUAUGUGUAGAAACAGAGGACAAGACACUGGCAGAAAAGCUACUUCAAGAAGCUGAGGAAGAGAAAAAGAUCCGAACUCUGCUGAAUGCAAGCUGUGAUAACAUGCUGACAAGUAUAAAGUCUCUAAAAAUAGUGAAGAAGACUAUUGACACAGAUGGCUCUUGGAUGAAAGAUGCUGGCAGUGACUCUCCAAAAGUAUAUUUCUUAAUUGGAUCCAGAAACAACACUGUUUGGGAAUUUGCAAACAUGCGGGCAUUCAUGGAGGAGAGCACCAAACCCCCUCCCCGGAAGCUAAACCUACCACUUUCCUGGCAGGGAUCAGGCCAGGUGAUCUACAGAGGUUUUCUAUUUUUUCACAACCAAGGGACUUUAAAUGAGAUAAUCAAAUAUAAUCUGCAGAAGAGGACUGUAGAAGAUCGAAUGCUGCUCCCAGGAGGGGCAGGCCGGGCACUGGUCUACCAGCACUCCCCUUUCACUUACAUUGACCUGGCUGUGGAUGAGCAUGGGCUUUGGGCCAUUCACUCAGGUCCAGGCAUCCAAGGCCAUUUGGUUCUCACAAAAAUUGAGUCUGGCACACUGGGAGUGGAGCACUCAUGGGAUACUCCUUGCAGAAGCCAGGAUGCUGAAGCCUCAUUCCUCAUGUGUGGGGUUCUCUAUGUAGUCUACAGUUCUGGUGGCCAGGGCCCGCAUCGAAUCACCUGCAUCUAUGAUCCACUGGACACUAUCAGGGAGGAGAAUCUGUCCAACUUGUUCUUCCCCAGGCGGCCAAGAAGCCAUUCCAUGAUCCAUUACAAUCCCAGAGAUAAGCAGCUCUAUGCCUGGAAUGAAGGAAACCAGAUCCUUUACAGACUCCAGACAAAGAGAAAGCUGCCUCUGGAGUAACAUGUUGCAACUGGGAGGGAGGGAGAGUAACAUCAUGGCUUUGGCAGCUGCUCUCUGGGACACUGAGACCACAACCUCUUCACAAUGUAGUAUCACUCUGGUCACACACAGGAAUAGGUUGUAGAAGUGGGAAUACAUAUGCAUCCUUUCCCAGGUGGUACUGCAUUAGGAAUCUUCCAAGAGCAUAAAUGAGAGUCCAUCAUUGGAGAAUUUUCAACAAAGUCCAUUACUCAUCCACAUGUCCUGGCCCUCAUGGCCAGCUACAUUCUGGUCCUGCUGACUUCUAGACUUUUCUUUUUUGUUCUCCAGCAUUUGCUUUAACUCUGCCUUUAUCCCUUAACAGUUAGAAUCAUAUGUCCCCACAGAUACUCAGACUCCUCUUCUGUCUUUCCCAAAUACCCAUAAAUAUUUUUUUUUCAUUUUUCACUGCCCAACUAAAGUACUAUUUCUUAUUGAUGUUUAAUCUUUAUUUCCCCUAGUCUUGCCUUUCUACCAAGUGAAGUAAAUAUUAUAAUAGAGUAAAAACAUUAACAUCUGAAUACCACUUUUUAGUUGCAAAGUAUUUGCAUAUUAUUUAAUUCUCACUCUGUGAGAUAUGUACAAAUCUUUACAAUUGCCAUUCUAGAUAAAAAAGGGUCUAGGUGAGUUGUUGAAAGUAGCACAACCACAAAAUGAAAGAGCUAGAAACUGCUACAAAUCUCAUAGUCUUUCCAUUGCCCAAGGAAGCAUCAAAUAUUUAUUUUUGUUCACCCAGCCAUUUAUAAUCAGUGUGUUCAUAGUUCAGUCUAAAAAUAAUAGUCUCCCUCUUAAGUCAGUUUUCACGUCUGCACAAGACCUUCCUAUAGGUCUUUCAAAAGCUACUUCCUCCAGAAAGCCAGCCAGGGUGAGGACACCACCUCUACCUCAUCUUGCCUUACUGUCAUUUGCUUCUCUCUUUUGGCUUUAAAUGCAAUAAAAGUAACACUAAGCAAAUAA